CCUUGGUGAUUACGGCCCUUCUGAGUUCUAAAUGCCCUAAACAGCUUUUCAGUGUUCUGUGCUCAGCACACUGCAGUUCAGUCGAAGUUGUCAUGUGACUGUUGGUGUCAGGCUCAAUCAUGGCUUCCUAGUUGCACUAAAGAGCGCAGAAUUUAAUGUUUUUCACAGUAUCUGGUUAAAGCAAAAGGUUUAUUCACAAUACAAUGUUUUUGAUGAAAUAUCGUAAUUGAAACUUUGUUUUGUUGCUUUGCUGACAGAAGCGUUUGUUGCACUUGACCUGUUCAAAGACCGUCGCAAAGAGGAAAAGCUGAUGAUAAUGACACUUUCUACAAGCUCUGGUUAGGAUGAACUAGUUUUGGCGAUUGUUGAAAGAAAGUAUGCUUUUCAAUCCCGCUGGCAGGUUUAGUGGUUCAGAGGGUUAAAGGGUUAGAUCCGACUUCUAGUUGUGUCUACUCAUUCGGAUAGUUCUGUACCAUGUGUGUGGUUGAAUACCAUUAGAAGAAGUAAAUGUGUUUAUUGAUAAUGAACCAUACUGUUUUGCUUUUCUUCUAUGUGAUGAUGUAGUCAUGGCAGCUAACAUUAUAAUUGAACAAAUGGUUCAUCAAUCGAAAAAAGGGCAUGUCAAUUCCGUCAACAGUGUCCCUCAUAUGGGCGUACUGCGACAAUACCAGAGCACUUAUCACUGUUAGGAACAUGUGAUACCGUGAGUCUGUAAUCACACAAUGAUGCGUAGUGCAAAGCAUUCAGGGAAUGUGGCCUUCGCUCUUUCUGCUCCUUCUUUCUUCUUUGGUUCCAACAGGAGGGAACCAAACCGUUCACUGCAUGUUUGGCUACUAGGAGGUCACUGCUAGAGGGUGCUGCUUCAUGUACUGUUAUGGGGACACUAUGAAACUUUAUCAAGCAAGCCAACUAUGACUUAAUGCUGCACCAGCAGACUUCUUCCUAAGCCCUUUUUCUUUUGAUGCAACGUCCCUAAGAAAAGUCGUCCUGACAUAGGACUGGAGAUAAACAAACAUUGAAGUGUGACGUUUCCCAUGUCGGCCUGGUUUCUUUAAAGUGAGAACCGGAUUAGAAUGGAAUAUAACGAGGCUAAAUGUUAAAGUCAUUCAUAUGAAAAUGUCAAUAAAAUGAGUAACAUUGCCGAGUGAAGUUUGUCAAGAAUGCAGAAUUCAAGCCUUUCUCUGCUGAUGCACUGCCUGCAUGCGCUGCUGGUAGAGCGGCUGCUGUGUCUCAGCCAGCAGACAAGUUCAAAAUCAUUUUAGAAUAUCUGGAAAAUUAAGCUUAACCGUUAGACUACAUACAGAUAGCUUUAGUUUGAGCUUUUGUUUCAUCCUAAGUGGCCAGAUCUUAAACAUUUCACACUUUUUUUUUUUUUUUUUAAAUCACCUCCCAGUAGUUGCUGUAGUUUGUCUUUAGUGUCGGCCAGAAUCUGAUAAUUGAAUGCAAUUUAGAGCUCUUAUGUUUCUAUUGUCGGCUAUAUCUGAAGACUGCAAAUCUGUUGCAGAUCUUGUGAUGACAGAGCCGGCAGGCCUGUUCGGUCACGUUGAGUGUCUCUCAGCCCCGCCCAGAUACCCGCCGCCUUAGAUAUGCACCAGUCCGACGAGCGGGUCAGGUGUGACACUGGUCUCAGCGCAACACAGUAGUUCAGAGGAUUUCGAUGCUGAAUGAUCGUUCCUAGGAACAUUGCUUUCUUUUGGUUUUUCAUGAACUUUUUAGGGGAAUUCUUGCGGCUCUACAAUUCAUCUCGAGUGGAAAGUUUAAUGAAUUUCCUGUGGACUGUUUGGGAAGCAGCCUGUUAGACUUCAGGCCAACACAGUGCCGCUGACUCUGCCAUGAGACACGGCUUGUCGUGAACGCCCACCUUUCGCUCCAUGCAACGCUUUCCUCACCACAUCUUGCCAAUGGACCCUCAGGUGUGUCCGCUGCCUCUGAGUAGCAGCCUGUCGGUGAUCAGCGGCGUGGACAAAUCCCCGGCCAGCGUGUUCAAGCCCGGCCACUCGCGGACCAGCAGCACCGGCUCCUCCAAACAAUCAAAGCAGUCUCGUGACUGGGAGGUGAUGGACGACCUGCAGCAGCGGGAUAUGUACUCUGUUCCCGGCUCCUCUGUGGACCUCAGCAUCCCUGGGAUCUGUGAGGGCUACUUGAUGAAGAAGAGGAAGUACCCGCUCAAAGGCUGGCACAAGAGAUACUUCCUGCUGGAGAAAGGAAUUCUCAAGUACUCAAAGACACAGCAAGAUAUUCAGAGAGGGAAGCUCCACGGCUCUCUGGACGUCAGCCUGGCGGUCAUGUCCAUCAACAAGAAGACCAAAGGCUUAGACCUGGACGCUGGGGACAACAUCUACCACCUCAAGGCAAAGAGCCAUGACAUCUUCUACAUCUGGUUGACCAAGCUGUGUGCCCAUCGUGUAUUCACAAAAAACGAGGCGAUGAGUGUCCAUCAUGGUGUCCUUCACGCUCUCUCCUUGAGCCCGAGCAACCUGCCGACCGCGGCCACUCUCGCCCAGACCAACAGAGAGAUGCCCGCUCACUACGCCAGCUUAGCGUCGGUGUACGACCCAGACAUGGAAAGCCCCGCCCCCGCCCCCGCCCCCGCCGUCUCCUCUCACCCGGGGGUGACCAGCAAGGUGUCUGCAUGGCUGCAGCAGACCCACGACAUCGACGGUACCUCCAACGACCUGGCUCGCUGUCAGGUGGAGAUGACGGAGCUGGCCCUGCUCAUCCAGCGGCUCCAUUGGCUGGAGGGAGGCCUGCCCAUCACCAACACAGACCUGGAGAUGCGAAUCAGCAUGCAGAAUCUGUCACUGGAGAAACCCAAGAAGAAGACGGGGAAAGGGUUCGGUCACUCCAGGACUUUGUCCCGCGUUGAAGCCAUGGGGGGGAUGUUCACUUCCAGCCACCUGAGCACCAGCCACCCGAGCACCAACAGCAGCUCCGGGUUGGGGCCGUCCGUUCAGUCCAUCCCCGACUACGUCUACUCUCAGCUGUCCAACCCUCAGGUCUCCUCGCCAGAGGCCAAGAAGCUCCACCAGGACAUCUGCACGUCUUCUCAGAGGGUUCAUGCGUCUCUCAAGUCCAUUCAUGAGGUUUUGACCUUGGAGAGAGAGAGACUGAGGCAGGCCUGGACCGGCCCGGACCUGAGGCACAACACGUCACAGCAGUUCGCUACACUCUGCAACACACUGUCUGAGCUUGACAUACAGUCCCGUCUGACUAAAGUCCAUUCGGUUUCACUGUCCUCUGACUCUACUGAUGAAUCCUUCUGCACCGUCCGUCCUGACCAGAGGACACCGUCCAUGGGCCGUCCCUGCCACCGUGCGCCCUCUGUGGCGGACUCCAUGGCCGAGUAUUUCGACGCCAGCGAGGUGAUCGGGUGCGAGAGCUCGUCGGAGGCCGAGGCGUCGGACGAGUCGGGCCUGAGCGACAUCACCACCACCAGCAACUCCGAGCCGGAUGAGGGACACGCCACCGCCACCCUCAACUACCGCGCCAGUCUGAACAACGUUCCAGAAGUACCCAGCCUAGUGCCCUCCAAUACCGGUCGUCGCACUGUCCUCCCCGCCUCGGGAACAGACAACAGCCACAUCGGCAUCAUGAGCAUCCUGUACAACAACAUCGGCAAGGACCUGUCCAGAAUCUCCAUGCCGGUGGAUCUCAACGAGCCGCUGUCGCUGCUGCAGAGACUCAGCGAAGAGCUGGAGUACUCGGAGCUGCUGGACAUCGCCAACCGCACGGAUGAUCCGUAUGAGAGAAUGGUAUACGUGGCAGCAUUCUCCAUCUCUGGGUAUGCCUGGGCGUCCUGGAGGAAUCGCUACAAGCCCUUCAACCCGAUUUUGGGAGAAACGUACGAGAGUCACAGAGAAGACCGAGCCUUCCACUACAUCAGCGAGCAGGUCAGCCAUCACCCGCCCGUCUCUGCCUGCCACGCCGAGUCCGAAAACUUCACUUUCUGGCAAGAUCAGAGAUGGAAGAACAAGUUCUGGGGGAAGUCUAUGGAGAUGCUCUCCUCUGGACUGGUCAAUGUUGCCCUACCCAAGUACGGUGACCACUACGAGUGGAACAAGGCAGUGACUUGUAUCCACAACGUGCUGAGUCAGGAGCGCUGGUUGGAGCACUACGGUGAGGUGGUCAUCAAAAACACAAAGAGCGACGCCUGCACCUGCAAGAUCACCUUUGUCAAGUCUCGCUACUGGAGCUCAGACAACGGUAAGAACGAGGUGCAGGGCGUGGUCCUGGACCGGACUGGAGAGGUGGUACAUCGCUUUGGAGGCCUCUGGCAUGAGGGCAUUUUCUGUGAUACCAUGUCGACACCAAAGUGCAUCUGGAAGCCCAACGUGCAGCCCGAUGACUACGCUCAGUUCUACGGUUUCUCCCAAUACGCCAGAGAACUAAACGAGCUGACACCCGAGCUGAAAGCAGUCCUCCCGUCUACAGACACGCGCUUCAGACCAGACCAGAGGCUCUUGGAGGAGGGCAAGGUAGCAGAAGCAGAUAAAACAAAGGACAAAGUGGAGGAGAAGCAGAGGGAGAGAAGGAAGGAGAUGACCAAGAGAGGGGAGGAGCACAUCCCCAGGUUCUUCAGGAAAUCUGUGGACGAGGCUGGCAGAGAGGUGUGGCUGAGCAACGGAACGUACUAUAAGCUGCGCACAGACCCCGGCUUCACCAUCACUGAGAACCUGGACCUGUGGUAGAACACAGCUUUACGCCGAGGAACCAAACUAGCCAGCUGCUAAACCAUUGUAAUAUAUAAUGAAGAGCAAGAAUACGCCCCGCAAAUAGUAAAAAUGAACUGUUUUCAUGUUAGUCUGAUAACUUCUGCCUGAAUACGCUGUAGUGACUCGUCAUCAGAGGGCCAGAGGUCUGCUGCUAUGGGCGUUUGAAGAGGCACAAAUGAUCCUCUCGUUCUGGUGAGGUGCCACUUGGAACAAAUGAAGACUGAUUUGGAUGAAGCCGGGUGUCCCUCCUGCCUUUGGCCGUACCAUGACGGAGACCUUUAAAUAUGAUCGAUCGGGAUUCAAAAGCAAAUCUCAACUUGAACUCCGGUUUUUAAAGUCGUCGUCACGACCCUCGAGAAACUGGUGUGUUGGGGUCGAGGCUUCUCUCUGUAUGUAAAGUGUUGUGUAUCAUAUUGGCGGGUUUCAGAUAAUGUUCUAGUUUUUGUUUUGUUUAACCAUGUCAAUAUAUUUUUAAUAAGGCUCGCUUAAUGAAAUCAGAAAUGAGUAUCUUCCUGCGGAGGGAUCAGAGCACACGGAGGGCUGAUCGGGGCCUAGUGGGGUCAAUUACAGGUGAACUGGUGCUGUCCUGCUUUCUCUCUCAGUGGGUCUUAGUGUAAAUACUUGUGCUCGUUUUUUUUAAAUCGGCGCGCAUUUUAUCUUCUGAUGUUUACUGUCUGCACGUAGGUGAUGCAUUGUUUUUCUAAGGCUAGCAGUCGUGUUAGCCUAGCCUUCUUCCUCCCUCCACCCGUGUGAUUGGUUGAUGUCCUCUCGACCUCUGCGCUCUGUUGAUGCAGUGAAGUAUUGUUAUUGAUGUUUUUAACAAAGGAUUUUAAUAAGGAAAAGAGACUACUGUUAAACCCCCAGUGAAAUGUGUUUUCUUAUGCUUUUGUUUCAAAUAAAAGGUUCCAUAAUCAACACGGUUGAUGUGUUGU
This is a messenger RNA of Anarrhichthys ocellatus (wolf-eel), 5644 nucleotides long. Its product is annotated as oxysterol-binding protein-related protein 7-like. Gene Ontology annotation, cellular component: perinuclear endoplasmic reticulum; nuclear membrane; cytosol. NCBI's taxonomy places the organism in Eukaryota, Metazoa, Chordata, Actinopteri, Perciformes, Anarhichadidae. The record is from RefSeq and is a predicted model, not a curated record. The transcript is spliced from 23 exons. Bases 1872 to 4688 code for a protein of 938 amino acids. Gene Ontology annotation, molecular function: cholesterol binding.